AUGCACCAAUCAUCGUCCUGCCUCAGGCAUUUCGGGUUCAAGGUCCAAGCCUGGGCCCCGGCCCGCCGAAUGGAUGCUGAGCAAUCCACCACCACCACCUGCUGCCAUCGUCACCUCUACCACCACGGCCUCCGGUCUCAGUGGCAUUACCCCCGAUCCAUCUCCUCGUCCUCAGCCUGCCGCUUCGCCAACAUCAUCUCCAUCCUCAAGUUCACAUCACGCCAUUGA
Molecule: messenger RNA, 228 nt
Organism: Emericellopsis cladophorae
Lineage: Eukaryota; Fungi; Ascomycota; Sordariomycetes; Hypocreales; Bionectriaceae
Exons: 1
Coding region: 1-228 (75 amino acids)
Source: RefSeq, a predicted model, not a curated record